AUGGAAGAUAGGGAAGAGGACUGGGGAUACUUCUACAAAACUUCACUUCAUGUGCUGCGCAAUUACAGAAGACAUCUAGAACUACUACCCGGACCACACUUUCUUGACACCCAGGUUACAGGUGUUUUUCAGUUAUCAUCACAACAGCAACCAACAACGGAACCAUCCUUUUUGGUCAAGAACGAACCAGCUCCUUUGGCAGCCGAGAUCUCUUCAAGUUUCCAUGGAUUGGAGCAAGCACUGAUUGAAAUGAUGAAGUAUGUACAUGGAUCUCCAGCUGCGAACGGAUUCCUCGAGACAAUUAUGGCUCAAAUGAAUGGAAUUCAUAAGGGUGUCAUGAAUGAGGUCCCGGGGACUACAAUGACACAAUACCUGACAACCUUAGGUACAGCAAGUGAAAAUAAAGAAAAAGGAUACGCAGGUAAUCAUUCACUGGUAUGGUUUGUAAAUGAAACGAAGCCACAAAAUGCAGGUAUGACUCAAGUGGAGAAGGACAAACAACUCAAAGCACUUUUCACAGUUCCAAAAAAGCGAAAAACACGAUCCUAUAUGAAGUUAGACGAAUGGCCAAGUGAAGAAUUCGUUAGUAUGGGUGGAAGGACAGCGAGCAAUUCGAGUUUGAUUCUCAGUGCCCACUCGACAACCGAGCCGUUAUCGCCUCCUCACGAGUCUGACCUCAGCAGAACGGCCACAGAGUCGUGUGCGAGUUGUCGCGAGGCCGAGGCAAAGACGAGUAGCCAAGUUUCUUCAUCCAAAAAGACCGCUACUGAUCGUCCCCCUACCGCUAUAAAUUCACAGAUGCCCACUGACUCAGAUAAAUCGCCUGGUAUAACAUUUGAAACGGCGAAGAUCAUUGCAAAUCCUCGACAGAAAAUUGGAACUGCGCCAUCGUCGAUCCCAUCCACAAGCAGUCAGGUUUCCCAACCAACAUCGAGCAGUUACGCUCCUCCACAGAAGACCCCGGAUCCCGUGAAAUUGUCAGCGGCGAAGGCUGCAUUGAAGCAGGCCUCCAAUAAACUGCCAGAGAUUAUUUUCGAUUUUAUGCCGAUUCAUAUGUAUUGGAUCACCCCCUACAACACGAAGGUUUCGAAAUCUUGUGCAGCCGAAUUUGCACUUGGAGGGAACAACGUGUCGCAAAUAUGUUUGGAAAGAAUAUGCACUUUGCCUCGAGGAUGUCAUCUUCCUUUGGUGAAAAAGCACAAUGUCGGAAUUUUCGUGUUACCGGGUCCUGUACAAGGGCAAUUAGGAGGAGAAUCGUGA
Messenger RNA from Haemonchus placei, 1260 nucleotides. The record is from the annotation of a GenBank genome assembly. NCBI's taxonomy places the organism in Eukaryota, Metazoa, Nematoda, Chromadorea, Rhabditida, Trichostrongylidae.